AGGCUGUCAGCUGGAGGUCUUUUGUUAUCACGGCCAGCCGACAGAAAGAUGUCCAACAUGAGGACCGUCACUUAACUGGGACGUUUCAGGGUUUAAAGUCUCCUUAGCUGCUGAAAGACUGGACACACUGGACAGGACUUCAGGAUGACAGAAGGUCCCAGGAAGAGGAGCAGCAGCGGGGCCGGGGCCUCGGACCCCCAGGACCCCCAGGACCCCCAGGCUGGGCUGGAGAAAGAUGCAGCAGGAAGCUCCGGGGUGGCUCUGAAGAAAGAGAUCGGCCUGGUCAGCGGCUGUGCCAUUAUAAUCGGGAACAUCAUUGGAUCAGGGAUCUUCGUGAGUCCUAAGGGCGUCCUGGAGAACGCCAGCUCAGUGGGCGUGGCCAUCAUUGUGUGGGCCUCCACUGGACUCAUCACAGCCAUCGGAGCUCUCUGCUAUGCAGAGUUAGGCGUCACCAUCCCCAAGUCAGGGGGAGACUACUCCUACGUCAAGGACAUCUUUGGAGGACUGGCUGGGUUCCUGCGUCUGUGGAUCGCCCUGCUGAUCAUCUACCCCACUAACCAGGCUGUGAUCGCUCUCACCUUCUCCAACUACGUCCUGCAGCCCCUCUUCCCCUCCUGCUUCCCUCCAGACACCGGCCUCCGCCUGCUGGCUGCAGUCUGCCUGCUGUUUCUGACCUGGGUGAACUGCCACAGUGUCCGAUGGGCCACAUGCGUCCAAGACAUCUUCACCGCCGGGAAGCUCCUGGCCCUGGGCCUCAUCAUCAUCAUGGGCUUCGUCCAGAUAUGUAAAGGUCACUAUUACUGGUUGGAGCCGGAGCACGCCUUCGAUUCCUUCAGAGAGUACGACGUGGGUCACAUAGCGCUCUCCUUCCUGCAGGGCUCCUUCGCUUACGGAGGCUGGAACUUCCUCAACUACGUCACAGAGGAGCUGGUGGAGCCACACAAGAAUCUACCUCGUGCGAUCUUCAUCUCCAUCCCCGUGGUCACCUUCGUCUACGUGUUUGCCAACGUGGCCUACGUCACGGCCAUGAGCCCACAGGAGCUGCUGGCCUCCAACGCUGUGGCCGUGACAUUUGGAGAGAAAUUGCUGGGAGUGAUGUCAUGGAUCAUGCCGAUCUCCGUGGCGCUCUCCACCUUCGGGGGGGUUAAUGGAUCCCUCUUCACAUCGUCACGGCUGUUUUUUGCCGGAGCGAGGGAAGGUCAUCUCCCCCGUCUGCUGGCCAUGAUUCACGUCACACGCUGCACUCCUAUCCCAGCCUUAGUGUUCACGCUCAUCUCCACUCUGCUGAUGUUGUGCACCAGUGACAUUUACACCCUCAUAAACUACGUGGGGUUCGUCAACUACCUCUUCUAUGGCGUCACUGUCGCCGGGCAGAUUGUGCUGCGCAUCAAAGAGCCUAACCUGCAUCGGCCCAUCAAGGUGAGCCUGGUCUGGCCUGUGAUCUACCUGCUGUUCUGGGCCUUCCUGCUGGUCUUCUCCAUCUGGUCUGAACCCGUCGUGUGUGGUGUUGGUCUGGCCAUCAUGAUGACCGGGGUCCCCGUAUAUUUCCUGGGAGUCUAUUGGGAAAACAAGCCUCAGUGUUGUGAUAUUACUAUUGGUAAAGUGACUCGCUUGUGCCAGAAGCUGUGUUCGGUGGUGUAUCCAGUCAUGGAGGAGAAGGUGGAGCCUCCAAACAAAGCUGCAGCUGACGAGGAUGGAAGAAGCCCUCAGACGCCUCAACGAACAUAACCAACCACAGACAAUGUGUCUCACUUUGAGAGGAGAAAAUCUAUAAAAGACUCUCAGGAAGAUUAGCUCACACACUCACUGGUUCUGAACCACUGGAGGGACCUGCUCUGUUUUGACUGGCCUUAAAGAAACAUCACUUAGUUAUGAAACACUGAAACUGAUUUUUUUUUUUUUUCACAUUAGAGUUUAAAUUAUUGUCUGUCUGUCGUGUUCAGUAUGUUUGAAUCUGGGAAAUAUUUUAAUAUGCAAGUUGUAUGUAUUGUUCGACCUCAGCAUCACCUCACUAUAGUAACACUAAAAUUACAUUUUUUUCA
Centropristis striata (black sea bass) is the source of this 2042-nucleotide messenger RNA. RefSeq names its product solute carrier family 7 member 8b (gene slc7a8b). NCBI's taxonomy places the organism in Eukaryota, Metazoa, Chordata, Actinopteri, Perciformes, Serranidae. The record is from RefSeq and is a predicted model, not a curated record. The coding region runs from base 145 to 1728 and encodes 527 amino acids. Gene Ontology annotation, cellular component: membrane. Gene Ontology annotation, molecular function: L-amino acid transmembrane transporter activity; neutral L-amino acid transmembrane transporter activity. The transcript has 12 exons. Gene Ontology annotation, biological process: neutral amino acid transport; amino acid transmembrane transport.